UUCUAUGAAAUGGCAAAGAAGCAUGUUGGAAACAAGAUGCAUGCUGUUAUCUAUCAUAUGACUUAUAGAUUGCACUAAUUUCGGCUUCUCGGGUUUGCGUUAACAAAAUUUGAUUAUCACAACGUCAUUUAAUGACUUCUACAUUGACUCCCAUCUAAACAAGUUUAAUAAAGACAUGCUUAUUAUAUAAUAACCUGAAUGUUGAUCUCCCUCUCGAGUAAACAACACAACACACAUAUAGAAGUAUUAACAAAGAAGCUGGCAUUUUUAGUUUCUUGAAUCUUAUCAUAGCCAGUGGGCUGGAUCAGUUUUGGUCCAAAUCUACAUUUUAACCCAUUUUGUACCUGAUGGACCUAAUGUUAUGUCAAAAUUUGGUGGCCCAUUGUGAUUUGUGGGUAUUCUCAGUACUAACAACAGAAGAUGUGGGGUUAGAUUUGGAAGCUAAGGUCUCAAAUACUUGUAUCAUCUUAUCUCUUCAUGUCUUAUUGAUAUACCAUCAUCUCUUGUAUGAGUCUCUACCACACAUUUGUUCAAUGCAUUUGAACCAUAAUUUUCACCUCUUUUAUCAUACACACAACUAUUUGUGGCAACUAAGUUAUGGCAUAUACUCUAGCUAUAUAUUUGCAAGCAAUUGUGAUCCUACCUCUUUAGUUGCAGGCUACAGUUGAUUAGAACCAACCAUGGCCUCUCAUGCAGCUCUAGCUCCUUCUAGAAUCCCUGCUAGCACUAGGCUUCCUUCUAAGACUACUCAACAACACUCCUUCCCUUCUCAAUGCUCCUUCAAGAAACUUGAAGUUGCUGAUUUCAAUGGCUUGAGAUCUAGCAACUGCGUCACUUUUUCACGCGAGGCAUCUUUUCACGAUGUUGUAGCUGCUCAGCUUACUCCCAAGACUACAGCAGGAACUCCUGUUAAGGGUGAAACAGUAGCCAAACUUAAGGUGGCAAUUAAUGGAUUUGGACGCAUUGGUAGGAACUUCCUUAGGUGCUGGCACGGCCGCAAGAACUCUCCCAUCGAAGUUGUUGUUGUUAAUGACAGCGGAGGUGUCAAGAAUGCUACACACUUGCUCAAGUACGAUUCCAUCUUAGGCACUUUUAAGGCUGAUGUCAAAAUUGUAGACAAUGAGACAUUCUCUAUUGAUGGCAAGACUAUCAAGGUCGUCUCAAACAGGGAUCCACUUCAACUCCCUUGGGCUGAUCUUGGCAUUGAUAUUGUUAUUGAGGGAACUGGAGUUUUCGUGGAUGGUCCUGGUGCUGGAAAACACAUUCAAGCUGGUGCCAAGAAAGUUAUCAUCACUGCUCCAGCAAAGGGUGCUGAUAUCCCAACCUAUGUUGUUGGAGUGAAUGCGGGAGACUACACUCAUGAUGUUUCAAACAUCAUCAGUAAUGCGUCUUGCACCACCAACUGUCUGGCUCCUUUCGUCAAGGUCCUCGAUGAAGAAUUGGGCAUUGUGAAGGGAACAAUGACCACCACUCACUCCUACACUGGUGAUCAGAGGCUGUUGGAUGCUUCCCACAGGGACUUGAGGAGAGCCAGGGCGGCAGCACUAAACAUUGUCCCAACCAGCACUGGUGCAGCCAAGGCUGUGUCCCUUGUCCUUCCCCAGCUUAAGGGCAAGCUGAAUGGCAUUGCCCUCCGUGUCCCAACCCCUAAUGUGUCAGUUGUUGAUCUUGUUGUCAACGUUGCUAAGAAAGGUAUCACAGCCGAGGAUGUAAAUAACGCCUUCAGGAAGGCAGCAGAAGGUCCAUUGAAGGGUGUAUUGGAAGUGUGCGACAUCCCUCUUGUGUCUGUGGAUUUCAGGUGCUCCGAUGUCUCAUCUACCAUUGACUCAUCUCUCACAAUGGUCAUGGGUGAUGAUAUGGUUAAGGUUGUUGCCUGGUACGACAAUGAAUGGGGUUACAGCCAACGGGUGGUAGAUUUGGCACACCUUGUAGCAGCCAAGUGGCCGGGGAUGGAGGCAGCAGUCGGAAGUGGAGACCCAUUGGAGGAUUUCUGCAAGGACAACCCUGCUGAUGAAGAGUGCAAAGUUUACGAGUAGAUAUCGAUGCCACUGUUUCCGAUUCUUUUUGGUUUAUUGGCAUUUGGCCUAUUACAAGGCUGUACAAUUUCUUUCUGUAACACAAUUGCUUAAAGUUGUUAUUUGUAAAUUGCUUGCAACCAAGGUAACAGGAGUAUAAAUGAGGCUAAAUAAAUCUCACCCACUUAUUUCA
Amaranthus tricolor (Joseph's coat) is the source of this 2208-nucleotide messenger RNA. Its product is annotated as glyceraldehyde-3-phosphate dehydrogenase B, chloroplastic. Bases 681 to 2036 code for a protein of 451 amino acids. Lineage: Eukaryota; Viridiplantae; Streptophyta; Magnoliopsida; Caryophyllales; Amaranthaceae. Gene Ontology annotation, cellular component: chloroplast. Gene Ontology annotation, molecular function: NAD binding; glyceraldehyde-3-phosphate dehydrogenase (NAD+) (phosphorylating) activity; NADP binding. The record is from RefSeq and is a predicted model, not a curated record. Gene Ontology annotation, biological process: glucose metabolic process. The transcript is spliced from 9 exons.